UGGAGGGAUGGGGGGCUCCUUUGGUCGAUGGAUGCGACUGGUAGCGGCCUGUAUCUGGACCUUGGCGACAGGUUUCGUGAUGUUUGGUCCGAGUCGGGGGAGACACAGGGCGGGGACGGGGCUUUCGCGACUUUCCGUGCUGGUCGGGGAAACUGGCAGUGCUCAGCCUGUGCCUGUAACGAGGAGAGGCAGGCGGCGAGACGUUGGAAGAAGAUUUCGUGCCGGGUCACGUGU
This is a messenger RNA of Aspergillus ibericus CBS 121593, 234 nucleotides long. RefSeq lists its product as uncharacterized. The annotation marks the transcript as partial. The record is from RefSeq and is a predicted model, not a curated record. NCBI's taxonomy places the organism in Eukaryota, Fungi, Ascomycota, Eurotiomycetes, Eurotiales, Aspergillaceae. The transcript has 2 exons.